CGUCCUUAGCUCCUCGCUGCGGUUUGAAACUGUCAGGUGGCUGCUAAGGUAGCCGCUGCCCUCCCUCUUGCGUGAGCGGCGGGCGACGAGGAGACGCCGGGGGACGUGUCCCGGCUUGGAGAGCGCGUGUUUGUGCAGAAUGUCAUCAGAUGAGAAAGGCUCACUUCCAGUUGUGCCAAAUGACCCCGACCCAGGCAGUUCUGUUUCUUCAGAUCUUCAGGAGGAGUAUGAAGAACUGCUUCGCUAUGCUAUAGUGACUCCAAAUAUUGAAUCAAGUGUUUCACAGCCGUCUCAUUCUAAGGGAGAAGUGGUGCCAGAUGGUAGAAUUCCUCCUGUAAUUGAUGGUAUUCUCGAUAAUCAAGCAGGAAAUAGCUCUGUAGUAAGAGAAACGAGGAUGGAAGUUGGAAAAGGAUGUGACUUCAAUAUAUCAAAUCAUUCAAAAACAGAUGGAUUGUCACCAGUGUCAUCACCAAGGAAGCCUUCUCACCCGGUCAUGGAUUUUUUCAGUUCUAAUCUUUUAGGCGAUUCUUCCUCACCACGGUCUAUUUCUAGUCCUGCAGAUGUCCAUGAAAUAGUUGUGAGCGAUUUUCUUAUUUCAGAUGAAAAUCUCGAGAAGAUGGAAAAUGUACUUGAUCUUUGGAGUUCAGGUCUUAAGACAAACAUCCUAUCUGAACUAAGUAAAUGGAGACUUAAUUUCAUUGACUGGCACCGAAUGGAAAUGAAAAAAGAGAAAGAAAAACAUGCAGCACAUUUGAAACAACUGUGCAGCCAGAUCAACAGCUUGAGGGAGCUGCAGAAGGCUUAUGAAGUCUCCAUUGGGAGAAAAGACGAGGUGAUUUCUAGCUUGUCUCAUGCCUUAGGCAGGCAAAAGGAAAGGAUAGAAUUGAUGAGAACGUUCUUCCACUGGCGAAUUGGCCACGUCAAAUCUCGACAGGACGUUUAUGAAGGUAAACUAGCUGACCAGUACUUCCAGAGAACUCUCCUGAAGAAAGUCUGGAGAGGCUGGCACUCCACAGUGCAGAAGCAGUGGAAGGAUGUGGUGGAACGAGCUUGCCAGGCGAGAGCUGAAGAAGUUUGUGUCCAGAUUUCCAAUGAUUAUGAAACCAAAGUUGCCGUGUUAUCUGGUGCUUUGGAAAAUGCAAAAGCUGAGAUCCAAAGAAUGCAGCAAGAAAAAGAGCAGUUUGAAGAUUCCAUGAAGAAAGCUUUCAUGAGGGGUGUGUGUGCAUUAAAUCUGGAAGCCAUGACUAUAUUUCAAAACAGAAGUGAUCCAGGGAUGGACUUCGCAAAUAAUAGAAAGGAGGAGUAUGGCCCUGGUGUUCAAGAAACGGAAUCUUCUGCUCAUUUGGAUGCUUCGGCUCCCCGCGUGCCCUCAGCAGUUGCCCUGCCACAGCAGCCACCCCCAGCGGCCGGGGCAGCAGCCAGCGCGGCGGCCUUUCCCUCUGCCUCUUCCCUGACGUCUGCCCGGGCUGCCGCCUCCUCCAUUCACCUUCCUGUUUCUGCUCCUCUGGGCGCUGGAUCUGCAGCUCCUGCUGCACCGGAAGAAAUGCCCGUGCCCAGGGUGGUGACCUCCGCGCAGCAGAAAGCUGGAAGGACCAUUACAGCCCGCAUCACGGGGAGAUGUGGUUUCGCUGCAAAAAGUCGAGUUAGUAGCAACUUAGCCAUAAUGGGAGUUUCUCCUCCUGUGAGCUCAGUUGUUGUGGAAAAACAUCAUCCCGUCACAGUGCAAACCAUUCCUCAAGCCACUGCAGCAAAAUAUCCCCGGACGAUUCAUCCUGAAGGUGGCGCCUCGGCUUCCAGGCCUCUCGGAGCCAGAUCCGCCCACAGCCAGCCUCUCAGCAGCAUCCCCUCCAUCAAGGUCGUCGACUGAAACGAGUGUGCUCGCGGCGAGCUCUUCCAGUUCCUCCGCUCAUACCGAGGAUUACAGUCUUUCGUUUUUAAAUUCUCCGUAUUCUUAGAACAUCAUGUUCAUCUUUUCAAAAUUACAAAAGACUUUUCCAUCCUUUGUAACUAUAUGUAGGAUUAUUUUAAUGUUAUUUUUUUAUUUAAGCAAUUAAGUAAAAUUUUUUAAAUUAAAAAAGAGACUAGA
Equus quagga is the source of this 2086-nucleotide messenger RNA. RefSeq names its product POC5 centriolar protein (gene POC5). The transcript is spliced from 12 exons. Bases 140 to 1867 code for a protein of 575 amino acids. The record is from RefSeq and is a predicted model, not a curated record. Lineage: Eukaryota; Metazoa; Chordata; Mammalia; Perissodactyla; Equidae. Gene Ontology annotation, cellular component: centrosome.